AAAUUUAUUUGCAAAUUGGCGGCAAACGAACGGCGUUAUGGGCAAUUGGUAUAAAUGGGUCGAUGUGGACUUCUGCAAAGAGCCAAUCAGUACACUAAGAACGCAAGACCGUGAAUCUCAAGUGCCAGUGCCACCAACGAAAGCCACAGCGACGCGUUCCCGCUGUGAUAAAAUAGACAGCAAGCUAAGAGCUGUGCUCCAUGAGCACGAUGCCCGACUCUGUCGUACGCAGGCUGGUCUGGACCGGACUAAGGGCAAAAAAUUAAAGAGAGUCCUCUCACCAAAGGUACCCAACGUUCUUAAAUUUCAGGAGAUAUAUAAGCGACACAAAGCACAGCUCAGCCGACGACUUAGGCAGCAACAGCGGAAACAAUGGGAAUUUCAUUUCAAGCCUGUGCCAAACUUCAGUCGGCUGCACAAAAGAUUGGAAAAAAGUCGCAGCUCGAACUCGGGGAAUUCCAUCACUGUUCCAAUCACUCCGCAGACUCUGGUCAAGUCAAUAGAAUCCAGCAAGAAACUGGAGCUGAUGCGGCGCGAUAACGAACGCGAGAUGAUGCGCAGACCAAAGAUAAUCUUCAAUUCGACAGCAUAUAUGCGCCGAGAACCAUUUCUGCCCAAGUACGAGUCAACCAUAAUCGAGCCAAAGCCGUUUCAGCUCCGAUGCGGUGAACGGGCCGAGAUACGCAAACAAUUCAAUGCGAGAGCCAAACAUGAUCUUGAAAUGCGUUUGCGGCUGGAGGCGCUGGAGCUGGCAAGGCAGAAUCACGAGGAGUACCUGCAACUACGAAAAUUGACAGAGUUCAAGGCACGGCCUAACCCGUGGAAGCGCAUUUCCGCAAUGUGAACGUCCCGUCCGGUCCAUCAUACCUAUACUUAUCGCAUGUCUCUAUAUUUUCAAAUAAACUUUGCCUUUGAAAUGGCAAGAAUGACGCUUCUUACCUGUACAAUAUAGAGGCAAGGACACAUUGGAGCACCGCCCCCUAUGCUGAUCCCAAUUAGAUUGCUCUGAUCCUUUUGAAUGACAACGGCAUUGGUGGUGACGGUCAUCCCCCUGUUAAAAUUAAAAAGAACAAACUA
Messenger RNA from Scaptodrosophila lebanonensis, 1077 nucleotides. RefSeq lists its product as uncharacterized. The record is from RefSeq and is a predicted model, not a curated record. The transcript has a single exon. Bases 38 to 844 code for a protein of 268 amino acids. NCBI's taxonomy places the organism in Eukaryota, Metazoa, Arthropoda, Insecta, Diptera, Drosophilidae.